Arabidopsis thaliana (thale cress) is the source of this 1964-nucleotide messenger RNA. RefSeq names its product Mitochondrial transcription termination factor family protein. The coding region runs from base 295 to 1539 and encodes 414 amino acids. The transcript has a single exon. Gene Ontology annotation, molecular function: nucleic acid binding. Lineage: Eukaryota; Viridiplantae; Streptophyta; Magnoliopsida; Brassicales; Brassicaceae. The record is from RefSeq and is marked reviewed. Gene Ontology annotation, cellular component: cytoplasm.
GCCGAGUCAGGCCUGUCAGGCACCUGACUCUUUUGAGAAAAAAAAAGAAUCAUAAUUGAAAUUCUUCAAGGUUUACUAUCGGUGGAGCAACACAUAAACCCUAAAUUUUGGGAUUUAGGGUUUCGCGAUUUGGAAGCGGAUUCAUGGUGAGUUUCUUGUUAUUGUUCGUAAUUCCAGAGAAAUUUUGGUAUCUAUGAUUCAUGACUGCGCGAUUCAUCUUCUCGAAUUGAAACAGAGAGUAGUUGGGUCGGAAUAGCUUUCAACACUGUAGCAUUUGUAGCAUUGUCUUUUGUAAUGUAUUCUCUGAUUCUCCAUGGAAGAAGGUUGGUCCAAUCGCAGAAAUGCUUGAGUUUGAGUGUUUCAGUGCAAAAUGCAUUUGUUUUGUCCAAUUCCUUCUCUUCUGCUAGAGCUGCUGAUGUGAGCAUUAGAGAUGGUCGAAAAGGGAAGAACUUUACAGUCUCUUACCUCGUUGAUUCAUUGGGUUUAUCUAAAAAGCUCGCUGAAUCCAUCUCAAGGAAAGUUAGCUUUGAGGACAAGGUCAAUCCUGAUUCUGUUCUAAGUCUGUUUAGAAGUUACGGGUUCACAGAUUCUCAGAUCUCUACCAUCAUUACGGAUUAUCCGUUAUUGCUUGUAGCAGAUGCUAAGAAAGCACUUGGUCGCAAGCUUCAGAUUCUGCAGUCUAGAGGAGCUUCAAGCUCUGAGAUCACUGAGAUUGUUUCUACAGUACCGAGAAUCUUAGGAAAGAAAUCUAUUACUGUAUACUAUGAUGCUGUCAAAGACAUUAUAGUAGCCGAUACGAGUUCGAGUUAUGAACUCCCACAGGGUUCUCAGGGGAAUAAAAUCCGAAAUGUAUCGGCUUUGAGAGAAUUAGGCAUGCCUUCUCGGUUGUUAUUACCCUUGCUCGUCUCCAAAUCGCAGCCUGUGUGUGGAAAAGAAAAUUUUGAUGCAUCCCUUAAGAAGGUUGUUGAGAUGGGGUUUGAUCCCACCACCACUAAAUUUGUUUUAGCUUUGCGGAUGCUUUACCAAAUGAGCGAGAAAACGAUUGAAGAAAAAGUUGUAGUCUUUAGAAGUUUAGGUUUUACUGUGGAUGAUGUAUGGGAAAUUUUCAAGAAGACUCCUUCUGUUUUGAAAGUCUCCAAGAAGAAGAUAUUGAAGUCGGCUGAAACGUUUCUAGACCUAGGAUAUAGCAGAGCUGAGUUUCUGAUGAUGGUUAAGCGUUAUCCUCCUUGCAUUGAAUAUUCUGUAGAGUCUGUUAAAAAGAAGAAUGAGUUUCUGGUGAAGAAGAUGAAAUGGCCACGAAACGCCUUGGUUUUGCACCCUCAGGUGUUUGGAUACAGCAUGGAGAAGAGGAUUAUACCAAGGUGUAACAUACUCGAAGCUCUCUUGUCGAAAGGACUGCUCAGAAAGGGAAGUGAACUACCUGCAGUGUCCUCUGUUUUGUCGUGUACCGAUGAAGGAUUUUUAGACAGGUAUGUGAUGAAGCACAACGAGCUGGUGCCUACGUUGAUGGCUAUAUUCACCAAAGGUAGUGUUUCAUAGAUCAGAAGGCACACCUACAACAAUGAGCAGUGCCAAGGUUUGUUCUUAUUUUGUUGUUGUCAGUUUUAGAUUUCUAGAUGAAUCUUAUGAUGUGAUAAUGGAAAAACGAAAGAAAAGCUUUUGUUAAAGUAUCUAUGAGUGAAUUCAUGAUAUGUCAAAAAUGUUGCAUGGAUACAUUGGCUCUUUAGUACUUGUUACGAGCUGCUAAGAGAGUCGUGUCAAGUUCAAUACUUUUCCUUGUCAUUUCCAUAAUUGCUUGUCUGUUUGGAUUCUAUUGUGCGGAAGUUAUGAUUUAUAUUUUCAGAUUCAUAUUUUCACUUAGGAAGCUUUAGUUGGAAUCAAAGUGGAUGACUCUGAUUGAGGAUUUCAAUGAUCGUUGUUAGAACCUUUCUUGUAGUUGGUGGAUUGUAUCAAAAUUGAUAUGU